Fundulus heteroclitus (mummichog) is the source of this 3318-nucleotide messenger RNA. RefSeq names its product ectodermal-neural cortex 3 (gene enc3). Lineage: Eukaryota; Metazoa; Chordata; Actinopteri; Cyprinodontiformes; Fundulidae. The record is from RefSeq and is a predicted model, not a curated record. Gene Ontology annotation, molecular function: protein binding. Bases 314 to 2083 code for a protein of 589 amino acids. The transcript has 4 exons.
CGGCUCUCUCUCUCCUCAGACUCGCUCCGCCAGUCAGUCGAGCUUCUUCAACCGUCGUCGACCUUCGGAGCGACCUAACUUUUCACGUUGUUCCGACGCGGACGCACUCCCGAAGUUUUAGAGCAAACAAAUGGCCCGUCCGUCCUUACCGUCUCCCAGCCGUUCAGUGUCGGAUUCAGUUGUGAAUUUACACGGCAGAUUUGCCUAGAGACGGCGGCGCAACUUCAAAGGAGACCGAAGGCGAAGUUGUAGCCAGGAGAAUAAAGGAAUCCCGGAUCGGCCCUGCUUGCUCGCGUCAACGGUCCGCGUCAGGAUGUCGGUAAGCAACCACGAAAACAGGAAGUCGCGCUCCAGCUCCGGCUCCAUGAACAUCCAGCUCUUCCACAAGACGUCGCACGCCGACAGCCUGCUGACUCAGCUCAACCUGCUGCGCAAGCGGCGGGUCUUCACCGACGUGGUGCUGAAGGCCGGCAGCCGCUCCUUCCCGUGCCACCGCGCCGUCCUGGCCUCCUGCAGCCGCUACUUCGAGGCCAUGUUCGGCGGCGGGCUGCGGGAGAGCCGCGACGCCGACGUCAACUUCCACGACUCCCUCCACCCGGAGGUGCUGGAGCUGCUGCUGGACUACGCCUACUCGGCCCGGGUCAUCAUCAACGAGGAGAACGCCGAGUCGCUGCUGGAGGCCGGCGACAUGCUCCAGUUCCACGACAUCCGCGACGCGGCGGCGGACUUCCUGGAGAAGAACCUGCACCCGUCCAACUGUCUGGGGAUGAUGCUGCUGUCGGACGCCCACCAGUGCCAGCGGCUGUACGAGCUGUCGUGGAGGAUGUGCCUGGCCAACUUCGCCGCCCUCUUCAGGACGGAGGACUUCCUGAGCCUGCCCCGAGACAAGGUGCAGGAGCUGAUCCUCAGCGAGGAGCUGGAGGUGGAGGACGAGAGCCUGGUGUACGAGGCCGUCAUCGACUGGGUGAAGGCGGACAUGGAGCGGCGGCACGGCGAGCUGCCCGACCUGCUGCGCUGCGUGCGCCUGGCCCUGCUGCCCGAGUCCUACCUGCUGAAGAACGUGGCCUCCGAGGAGCUGGUCAUGUGCCACAAGGUGGGCCGGGAGAUCGUGGAGGACGCGGUGCGGUGCAAGAUGAGGAUCCUGCAGAACGACGGCAUCGUGACGGGGUUCUGCGCGCGGCCCCGGAAGGUCAGCCAGGCCCUGCUGCUGCUGGGGGGCCAGACGUUCAUGUGCGACAAAGUCUACGUCAUCGACAACAAGACCAAGGAGAUCACGCCCAAGACGGACAUCCCCAGCCCCAGGAAGGAGUGCAGCGCCUGCGCCAUCGGCUGCAAGGUUUAUGUGACCGGAGGCCGCGGCUCUGAGAACGGCGCCUCCAAGGACGUCUGGGUCUACGACACGCUGCACGACGAGUGGUCCAAAGCGGCGCCGAUGCUGGUGGCCAGGUUCGGCCACGGCUCCGCGGAGCUGGACCACAUCCUGUACGUGGUGGGGGGGCACACGUCGCAGGCGGGCUCCUUCCCCGCGUCGCCGUCCGUGUCGCUGAAGCAGGUGGAGCAGUACGACCCGCAGAGCAACAAGUGGACGCUGGUGGCCCCGCUCAGGGAGGGCGUGAGCAACGCCGCCGUCGUCGGCGCCAAGAACAAACUCUUCGCCUUCGGGGGCACCAGCGUGAACAGAGACAAGUAUCCCAAGGUGCAGUGCUUCGACCCCUGCCAGAACCGCUGGUCGGUGCCGGCCGCCUGCCCGCAGCUGUGGCGCUACACGGCGGCGGCCGUCGUCGGCAACCACGUCAUCGUGAUCGGGGGCGACACGGAGUUCUCGGCCAGCUCGGCGUACCGCUUCCACAGCGAGACGUACCAGUGGUCCAAGUUCGGCGACGUCACGGCCAAGCGGAUCAGCUGUCACGCCGUGGCGUCGGGGAACCGCCUCUACGUGGUCGGCGGCUACUUCGGCGCGCAGAGGUGCAAGACGCUGGACUGUUAUGAUCCGUCGUCGGACUCCUGGGACAGCGUGACCAGCGUGCCGUACUCGCUCAUUCCCACCGCCUUCGUCAGCACGUGGAAGUACCUGCCCUCUUAGGCGCUCCGAGGUCUCUAGAUGAGCUGCGGUGUCUGGUAUGCAGGCAUAUGUCUCUGCUGUCUCCAAGGAGGAGGAGGAGGAUGAAGAAGAAGGGGUUUGUGUCCUCUCGUCCGCGGCUCCGUCCUCGCCGAUGAGUCUGCAGAGGAGCAAAGGCCUGGAAAGCAGCCCAGAGACUGAGAGUCUGCACCCCCCCCCCCCUCCCCACCUGAUCUGUUUACUCUGACUUCUUGUCUAACUUUCUCAUGGAAGCAGCCUGCGGUUCCAGCAGGAGUUGUUGCCAUGAUUACUGCAGGAGGCCUCGCAGUCAUCUCUCUCCUCCUAGCCGGGACAAAUAAGCUACUGUGGCCGGAUCAAACCCGCGCCGGUCCGUUUCCACUUUUAUUCCCAUUCGCUUGACACGUCUACUCAGGUGUGAGCGGUUUUUUUGGGGGGUGGGGGGUUUUCUGCUCGCAGGCUGAUUUGGACCUGCGCUCAGCCAGCUGUACGGCGAAGGAAGCAAGUCGUUUGUGAAAGUCUAUUAUUUUGUGCACAGAAAUAUUCUUCCUGUCUGUAUUUUUAGUCUUUGGACUCGGGCUUCCCUCAAUUUUGGUGAGCUAAAUUUGUACUCUGCUCCGCAACAGAAAAAAAAGUAACGAGCUCGCGGGAGAGAACGUUGAAGGAGAUACUCAUCGGUUUUUUUUUUUGUCUCAGGGUUAGUUUUUUUUUUUUACUUGUUCAAAGAAGGGUUGUGUUUUUCCUCUAUCGUCCUGUUUUUGUGAAUGUAAUAUUUCUGUGUUUUACGUUGUUUCUGACCCCUACAGUGGUCCUUAUUGGAACUGUAAAAUAGCCAAAUCUCUUAACUUCAGUGAUAUGUUUGAUUUUAAAUGCGUGUCUCCUUUGUCGUUAGCUCUUUUUAAUAUUUUUUUAUGUACAUUUCUGAGUAUUGUUAAAAGAAGUCUUUUGUGUGUUUUUUUUAGUUUUUACAUUAGGUUUGUAAUUAAUAUGUAGAUAUCUUUUUGAUUUGCACAAAGAAACCUCUCAGUGGUCUUAAUUUUGUAUCUUGGUCUUAACCCAGUUGGGUAUAGUGAGUAAUUGAAGCCUUUUUGUAGCAAACUUUCAUGUCUUUUUCCACAUUCUUUAUUCACACACUGUGCAAGUCGCCAAUAUAUCCAACUUUCUGUCUGUUGUACCGAUAUAUAAACUGUUACUGCUCAUUCUACAGCUGAAAACCUGACAAUAAACUUAAUUUCCCUGGA